AUGGAUGUGAAAGGGAUGGGUCGGAAAGACUGGUUGAUGCAGUCAUGGCGAUUGGGAAAAUUCAAUGCCAGGAAUGGGCCUGGAGAGCAGGGGAAGAAAGGCAACAGCAAAAGGAUAUUUCGCUACUGCAUACAUUGCGAAUUUCGCACAAUGAAUGUGUAUGCCAUGUAUGUCCACACUAGGAUCCAUGAGCCACCCAAGUUUCCCUGCUUCCUCUGCCCCAUGGAUACCAAUGAUUCCCAAGUUUUUCAGCUGCACAUGCGUGAAAAACAUGGAGAUGGACCAUACUCAUGCCCUAAGUGCCACCACAUGGAUGCAGAUCCAGCAAAGGUCCUCCAGCAUGCAACAAAGCACCGUCAAACCAUCAAGCAAUUGCGGCGGCUGCAUGAGAUGCGCUCAAACCUCCGACGCCUCCUCCCCGAACCCCCACAGUGCCUGGUCAAGGUUGAGGAAGGUCAGGUAGAGAUCAAGAUUGAUCACAAAGAUGAAAAUGACCAUUUGGGGGAGAUAGAGAAGCGGCCUCUUCUGAUGGAGACCUCCAUCAACAGAGGACCUUCAUGGUCAAACCAGGCCAGGCCUUCUGUGAUAAGGUGGUAUGCGGCACCAGAGCCCUUCCAGCCUUCCACUUCUAUUCUCAGGGACCAAUGUGAUAGCAUUGGUAACAAUUCAGAAGUAAAAAAUAUUACAGAUAGGAUGUUACCAUCCCAAGAUAGUGAACCUGAUGUCAUCUUGGGUGUGCCACAGUGACCUCUGGGCAUCAUUAAAGUAGAACCCUAUUGGCAAAAUUUCCAAUUCAGGCUAUACCAGAGUUUUUUAAACUUGCAAUCACUCCUGGGAUCCCAUCUUGGCUUGAUUUGAUCAGUUGUUCAUCUUUGAAAUUUUGUUUUUUUUCGCCAAUUGUGAAAAUGGGGAGCCAUCCUGCUUCUCUGCUGGUGACAUCUACAGUAUAUCAUUUACUUUAUAUUCAGCCAAAUUUUUUUUGGCAGAAGAUCUUGGUUUCAUCUUUUUAUGGGAGGGUUCUGGUUUUGUCUGUGGCUGUUAUGGUUUUUGCUUUUGGGAGUAUGCAUAGUGUUAAAUAUUGUUAUAAGAUUCAAGGAUAAGAGUGGAGUUCUGAAAGGAAACAAUCUUCAUGGAUGUACAACAAAGCAACUGAUGGAAGCAAAUCAAAAUGGCUUUGUCAUGUAGAUCUAAGGAAUUCUAUUACCUAGCAAAACUUGGAAAAAUUUUGCCUAUUGGGUGCUAUUUUAUUUAAUGUGCAUGUUAUAAUGUGCAUUUGGGUCCACUCCUAUUAAUACUAUGGUGGGUUUUCCUUAGAGUAGGGCUGCAAACUGAUUUUAAAUAUUUUAUCUUAGUGAUUUGAUGAAAUGAUGAAUCUGAUGUUAAUUGACACAUCAUAUUUCUUCUGAAUCUCAUGAAGGAAGCUUCAAUUUAGAAUGGAGAUCAUUUUGAAUACUAUUCUUUUACCUGGGCUUUCAUGAUGUCACUUCUCAAAGUAUCCUUGGCAAUUUUUUUAAAUGGAGUAAUGCAUUGGCAAAGUCUACACUAAGGAAAAUAAUAGGUACCUUGAUUUUCCCAGAUUUGAGGAUAAUAUUUGGCAGAUUGAUUCUGAGCUGCCAAAAUUUGUUGUGAUUUCACAAUUUUUUAUGAUUAUGAUGGAUCAUUGCAUUUUGAUGCAUGAAAUGUUCUUGCAUGAAUCAAUUUUUAUGCUAUCAGACCUGCUUUGGCAUAAAAACAAGAAUUCUUAAAUUUAAAGCAAUGUGAUUCAUUUUGAAACUAUUUUUUGUGACCUGUAUAUUUGUCGAUAAGAGCUUCCAGGGCUGCUCAGAUAGUGUUUGAGAUCAAGCUGAGGAGACUGUCCUGGUUUUCCUGGAUAAUCUCCGAUCAACAGAAGAUGGUGUCUUUAAUGAAGUUGACAUUUUGAGCUUGAUUCUUCCAUGGGAUAAAUUUGGUUUUGAGGUAGCAUUUUUUCAGUGAUAGUGGUAAUAGGUCAGCUUUCAUCAAAAUUGGUUAGUAAAAUUUGUGUGAAGCAAAUGCUUACCAUCAGAAGAUGACACUGUUUAUCUAACCCUUAUUAAAUUUGGGAAUGGCAUGCAUUUUUAUUGGUUUACUUUGAAAUAUCCUUGGAUGUUGUCCUCCAUGCAUCAUUCUCAUGACUUUAAAAUUUUUCAUAGUGUAACAUGAAAAAGUCAGGCACUGCUUCUUUUUUUUUAUUACUAUUCAUAUAUUUUAUAAUUAUCCACCUUAUAUUUGGCUGAGGAAAGAAUGAGGAGCAGGAAUUGCUUAGAGGAUCUUGUGUCCAUUGUAGAGCCAUUAAUGAGUGCACACUUGCAAUAGGGGAGUAUAAAAAAAAACCCAGUGGCUAGCUUGUCACCUUCCCAUAUGCCUUUCCUCAGUUUUCCUGGCUCUGUGGAACUAUCUUGACUUGACAUGCAAAUUCUGAAACUCCCAUUCUUUGUCUAUUGAGGCAUUGGAGCACCCAAUAAAACCCAGCAAUUGUGGAAGUGGCAUCAACACCUCCCAACAGCACUACAUUUUACAUGCCUAAUCUCCAUGUUCACCUUCAUUUUACCAGUUGGAUGAUGGCAUCGAUCACAAUAUCAUCACCCACUCUCAAUACAAGCCACCAGAUCCAAGGGUUGGGAAUCCCAGAUCUGAUCCAUCAUGAUUAAUUUUGUCCCUCAAUCUGUAAAACAUUAAUCAGUUGAAUAGAAUUAUUGAAUUGGCAGCCCUACUGAAAGGUAUUCACAAGGUACAUUUUUACCCGUAAAUGGAUGAAUGUGCUAGUUUACAAAACUAUUUACAAAACCAACCCAUGUGCUGUAUAUAAAGGAGUGUGAAUGUUUUCCUGGUCACCAUUUCUCCUAGCCCUUCCAAUAUUUGUUUUGGUGUAUUAUUUUGAUUGCAGUGUCAAAAAUCGUGGAUAAACAAUCUUUGGAACUGUGAACCCACUCAUACAUCUGUUGUUUCUGUGAUUAAUGCUUGUAGUAAUCUCAGGCUUUCCUUUGCCAUCAUUCAUCCAUUUUGUCUUUGAUUAUUUCCUGGAAUGAUUUGCUUUGAGGUUUCUUCUGAGGUGUUUUUGGUGGUGAUGCAUUUUAUUACAUAAGAUAGUGAUUCUUGAGUUCGCCUUUGUAUUAAAUCUUUUAAAGGAUCAUUUUUCAUUCAACUGUUGAUAUGAGGAC
Molecule: messenger RNA, 3179 nt
Organism: Darwinula stevensoni
Lineage: Eukaryota; Metazoa; Arthropoda; Ostracoda; Podocopida; Darwinulidae
Source: the annotation of a GenBank genome assembly